Molecule: messenger RNA, 641 nt
Organism: Cuscuta campestris
Lineage: Eukaryota; Viridiplantae; Streptophyta; Magnoliopsida; Solanales; Convolvulaceae
Source: the annotation of a GenBank genome assembly
AUCAACAAACAUUCAUAAACAAAACUUAAAAAAGAAAGUUCGUCUCCUACUUUCGGAGUUCUCGACGGUCGGCUAGGGUUUUCUCUUCUCUUGCUUCAAUCUACUUUCAAUCUACUGAUUCUCUGGUGUUUUUAAAUGGAUCCGACCAAUAUUGAUAAUGGUAUAGCAGCGAUUUCUCUGGACAACGAGGAUGAAGAUGGUUUGGUCUUUGGCGAUGAAAUUGGGGACUCAUCAAUUCAGCAGCCGGCUUACGAUUUCUGCCUCGUGGGCCGGUUCCUUACAGAGCGUCCGGUCAAUUUUGUGGCGAUGAAGAAUACGAUGGCUUCUCUGUGGCGUCCGGAGGAAGGAAUGGUGGUGAAGGAAGUGGGCGCAGAAGCCAUCGCAGUUAAGGAAGCACUUAGUUGGAUUAAAAGUAAAGGCUGGAAACAAGUCCUUGUGGAAACAGACUGUAAGGAGGUUGUCGAUUCACUUAAUAGUACUAUCAUGGACUGGUCUUACUUUAACUCUAUCAUUGAAGAUUGUAAGCGUCUCCAAAUGCUCUGUGCAGGAGACCUUAAUUUUUGUUUUACUCCUCGCUCCGGAAACGAGGCAGCGCAUUUGUUAGCGCGUAGUAGUUGCAAUGAUGAUGUUGUAGGGGAGUG